AUAGUGCGGUAAAGUCACUUACAACACACUCACGUCUUAUAUCGGUUGGAUUUCGGACUAAGCAGGUUAGGACUUCAAGUAAUAAUCAGAUUUUAAGGAGUCAUGGAUGAAAGUUUACAUUCUUCACUAUCAGAAGAGGAUUCAUUAAAUAAAGAGCGAUCUUUACCUGAGGAGAACAAUGAACCCAGAACAACACAUCAGUCUGAACAGGUGGAGGAUACAGCACAGGUGGAGUCAUCACUGUGUGGAGGAGAGGAGUUAACCCUCAUCACAGAAAGCAUGUCCAUCACAUCAUCUGAUGAAGAGAAACUUCAACUCCUCAACAAAAACACUGAACUCCGCCGACUCAACAAAGAGCUGAUGAAACUGAAUGAGGAGUGGGAUCACAUCUAUCACAGCACAAGUAUAGGUCUCCAGCAGCGUGUUUCAGCUCUUGAAGAGGAGAGCUCAUCCCUUAAACAGCUUAACAGCAGACUUCUCCUCAAAGUCGAACAUGAACAGAAUAAGAGGGAGUAUUACGAGCACACGUUAAUGCAGGAACUGAAGAAGAACCAGCACCUUCAGGAGUACAUCAGACUGCUUGAGAGUCGCCUGCACCAGACUGACAUCAACCACUGGACUUUAGGGACACACAAGACCACAGAUGUUCACCUACGAGCUGCUAAGCCUUCUGUGGAUGUGCGGUCCACAGCUGGGCUUUCUGUGUCCACAAGUAUAAAAUCCGGGCGUAGACUGUCUGGCACUGGACAGGAGAAUGACAGCAAUGCAGGAAGAGAAGUGCAGGAUCUUAAGGAACAGCUGGAGGCUCUGCGGUGUCAGACAAAAAUUUAUGAGGCUGAUUAUAAAACUGAACAGAAAGAUCACGCGCGUAUGCUGCAGGAGAAUAAGAGACUGCGGCGCAGAGAGGGAGACAUGCGUCAACAGAUGGCGCUGUUGCACGAGCAGCUGAAGGUGUACGAGGAUGACUUUCAGAAAGAGCAUACAGACAAGCGGAUUCUCCAGAAGUUGUUGAUGAAUAAAACACCUGCCAUUAAAGAUCCCAUCCUGGUACAUCGCUGCAAUAAUGAUGAAGAUGUGUCCAGAACAGAGAGAAGAAAACAGAAAGAAGAGCGACGGGUCGGACACGUCUGUCCAAAACAUUGUGAACAUCACAGGCAGCUGGACUUUCCCUGAACAAAAACUCAUUAAAGCAUUAUUAUUUUUUUACCACCAAAAUAAACUAAUAUAUUUAUUUUACAUUUUUGGGUUAGAUUUAGCAAAAU
Messenger RNA from Paramisgurnus dabryanus, 1262 nucleotides. RefSeq lists its product as uncharacterized. Gene Ontology annotation, biological process: cellular response to lipopolysaccharide; regulation of transcription by RNA polymerase II. The record is from RefSeq and is a predicted model, not a curated record. Lineage: Eukaryota; Metazoa; Chordata; Actinopteri; Cypriniformes; Cobitidae.